CCCGUGUGACAUCAGCCAGCCUCCACUGCUGCCACCGCCACUGGGAGUUGUGAGGUUUGUGCCGGGCUGGGCCAGCACCAGGCACUGACACUUCAGCUCUUGUUGGGAGAACAGAGAGAGGUUCUUGUCUGCUGCCUGUCCUCGGCUCCACUGCUGGGCCCCCGGAGGCUUUUCCUCAGGCUGCACAGAGCCCACUUGCUUGUGGCUACAGAAUGGCCUCCAGCCCAGCUGAGAUCCCUAGCCCACAGCCUUCCAGGGCCAAUGGGAACAUCAACCUGGGGCCUUCAGCCAACCCAAAUGCCUGUCCCACAGACUUCGACUUCCUCAAAGUCAUUGGUAAAGGGAACUAUGGGAAGGUCCUGUUGGCCAAGCGCAAGUCUGAUGGGACUUUCUACGCAGUGAAAGUGCUGCAGAAAAAGUCCAUCUUAAAGAACAAAGAGCAGAGCCACAUCAUGGCAGAGCGCAAUGUGCUGGUGAAGAAUGUGCAACAUCCGUUCCUUGUGGGCCUGCACUACUCCUUCCAGACCUCUGAGAAGCUCUACUUUGUGCUUGACUAUGUCAAUGGAGGGGAGCUUUUCUUCCACCUGCAGCGGGAGCGCAGGUUCCUGGAGCCCCGGGCCCGGUUCUACGCUGCUGAGGUGGCCAGCGCCAUUGGCUACCUGCACUCCCUCAACAUCAUUUACAGGGACCUGAAGCCAGAGAACAUUCUCUUGGACUGCCAGGGACAUGUGGUGCUGACAGAUUUUGGCCUUUGCAAGGAAGGUGUAGAGCCUGAGGAGACCACGUCCACAUUCUGCGGCACUCCCGAGUAUUUGGCUCCUGAAGUGCUUCGUAAAGAGCCUUAUGACCGGGCAGUAGACUGGUGGUGUUUAGGAGCAGUUGUCUACGAGAUGCUGCAUGGCCUGCCACCCUUCUACAGCCAAGACGUUUCCCAGAUGUAUGAGAACAUUCUGCACCAGCCGCUGCAGAUCCCCAGGGGCCGGACAGUGGCUGCCUGUGACCUCCUGCAAGGCCUUCUCCACAAGGACCAGAGGCAGCGACUGGGCUCCAAGGCAGGCUUUCUCGAGAUAAAGAACCAUGUCUUCUUCAGUCCCAUAAACUGGGAUGACUUAUACCACAAGAGGCUGACUCCACCCUUCAACCCAAAUGUGGCAGGACCUGCUGACCUGAAGCACUUUGACCCAGAGUUCACCCAGGAAGCUGUGUCCAAGUCCAUCGGCUGCACCCCUGAUACUGUGGCCAGCAGCUCUGGGGCCUCAAGUGCUUUCCUAGGAUUCUCCUAUGCACAGGAGGACAAUAACAUCUUGGACUUCUAGGAGAGAAGCAUCUGUGAAGCCACAGAGGCAAGCUGGUAAUAACAGUCAAAGUCGUAAGUCUGAUGGCCUAAAAAAGAAACAGGUGGAUUUUUUCCCAUUCCCUAAAAGAACCAGUGUUAAUCUGGCCUGGGAUGGUAGGACAGGGCAUCAGAUAUGCAGAGGCGUUUUGUAUUUCUGUUCUGCUCUUCUUGACAAAUGGCUUCCAAUAUUAGGGUUGUUACAUGAUAAAAGAAAAUGGCUCCUGGUGGUCUAGCCACCACUUUUGUGUUCUGGGCAGGGAAAAAAGGAGGAAUGGGGUUGAGGGAAUGGCAAAAAGGCACCAAUGGAGAGCUUUCCUAGAAGCCCUACCCAAUGACUUCUGCUGACAUCUCACUAACCCCCUUACUGUAAUGGAGCCUAGGCACAUGACCGCCCCUAAUAGCAAAGGGGUUCUGAUGCUAAGUGAGAAGGGGAGGAUGCUGGCUACUCUUCAGUUUACACCCGUCAAAGUCCAGCUCUGGCUGUAGGAGAUGGGAAUGUGGUGUUGUCUCAGUCACAACCUUGUAGGGAGCUAGCACUCUUUACCAGAGGGCCUCUUGGUGUUUGCAUUUUUAUCUCAAUGUAUAAAACGAUAAGUAUGCAACAAAACUAUAGGGUAUUACCAACAUCUUUUACUCUUCUAUGUUGAUGGUGUCUUUCUUUGUUGUGGGUGCUAAUGGACAGUUAUUAUUGGGUUUGGCUGCCUGACAUCUGAACCCCUUCCAGUACUCAGAGAAUCCCUUACUUUCUGAGCCUUGAUGAGGGGAAAUAACUACUUCCACUUAGAGUAACUGAAAAAUGUUAGAUACUGACUUUCCCACCUUCCCCUGAGCUAGGGACAGGCAUGUGGUUCAGAGAUGCACUUGUGCCGAACUUUGACCCAAAGAAAGGAGCAGGAGCUCUCUUUCAGGUGGUAGCUGUGUAAUGAUACCCACAAAACUGAGUUCCUGGUGUAGAAGUAGCAUCAAUGCAAACUGUAGUAACUGGUCCUCAGCAGUGGCAACUGAAGCAUUUCCUCAUCAGACCAGUGAAUCAGUGUCAUUCUUGGAAGCCUCAAGCCUCCUUUUCUGCCUACCCCAGUGAUUUUAAGAGCUUCUUAGACUUCAAAACACUCCUUUUUUGUUUUAUUGGCCAGAGUCAGCUUGAGAAUGCUGCCUUCGUGAGCCACUUUUUGUGCUAGACUCUUUCAUGUCAGUUAGCAAUUUUCAUCCAAGUAACCCUAAAGUAAGAAGUAUUACUAUCCCCCUUUCUUUUUUUGGUACUGGGGAUCGAACUCAGGAUCUUGCACUUGUGAGGCAGGCAGAAGCACCACUGAGCUAAAUCCUCGGCCCUUUACUAUCCCUUUUUUGCCAAUGAAGAAACAGGGCCAGAGAAGUUGUUCCUUGCUUGAAGGCCACCCUGCUAAUAAAGGAUAGAACUGGGACUUGGAGCUACAGAAGCCGGAUCCAGGGCUCUUGCAUUUAGCCUUUGCACAGGUCUGCCCCUGACUUGGUCUUUUAGGUCCAAGCAGAAUGACUGUCAAAAUUUCUAAUGAGAGCCAAGGAAAUAUUUGGCUGGAACAACUUGGUGGUGAUGAAAAGUGGUUUUGAAGAAGAACAUCCAAUUGGACCCUCAUUCAUAGUUGAAGCUGGCUGCCAAGUUAAUGGCACAUGGAAUGCCCAUGUGGUGACCAGAGUUUCCUGAAACCCAAUGAGUGUCACAUGUUCAAGCUUAAUCAUUUCUAAAUGCAAUUGACUGGACACAAUGUAAGCUUUUAACACUUCAUGAAUUAAGGACAUUCUGCUCUUGGGGAAUGAAUUAUGCUCCUUUAUUUUGUGGGAAAGUAGUUUUUUGUUUUUUUCAACAGACCCAUGGUAUAUUCUUCAGCAUAGCCUUAUCUGCUUUUUCCUUUGGAGAGAAGCGGGGAGAACUUUCUUAGGAACAGUAUGUGCUGACAAUUUUACUCCCUCUUCCUCUUAACUCAGUCCCACUCCUUUCCUUCAGUUUUUGGCCCCCUCCCCGCUGUGCCCCAAGACUUAUGAGGAAUGAGGCUGGGAGACCUUGGAAAAAAAAUCAUCAGUGACACUGACUUAUUGGAGAUCAAAGAUGGGUCAGGAAGAACUAAUGUUAGACUUUGACAUGUGCUGAGAACACUGAAAGAAAAUCUGAUUUCCAUCUUAAAACCACUUGUUAAUUGCCAAAUAUGGAACCUGAGGACAAAUUCUCCCAACUCCCCAAAACAAAAACAAACUGUAUAACUGUCAGAAAAAUGAUGGUACUGUCAAAAGCACGCUAUCACCUAUGUGUUGUAAAACACAUAAUGUCCUAAGAGUGUAAAAUCACAUUGUUUUAAUCAGGCUAGAAAAAAAAAUGAAGCCAGGCAUGGGGACACACACCUGUCAUCCUGGCACUUGGGAGGUUGAGGCAGGAAGAUCACUGCAAGAUCAAGGCCAGCCUGGGCUACAUAGUGAGCUGAAGGCCAGCCUGCACUAUAAAGUGAGACCCCAUAUCGAGAGAAAAAAAAAAGAUAAAAUUAUGCUAGUAAACUAAUCAUGCUACACCUGUUUACUGAAUACAGUGUCAGUUUUAUGUGUAUUAUUUACAAUUCUUAUUACAAGCCAGCAUUUAGAAAUUAUUAACCUCACUUUACAAAUAGGAAACAUCCACCCAGGAAGAUUAAACAACUUGCCCAAGGUCAUCCAGCUGGUACAAGUUACAGCCAGGAAUUGAAUUUACUGGGAUCUGACUCUAAAAUCUGUUUUUCUACAGCCUCAGUGGGAGUAGUGCUCUGGGCAGGUUCUCCUUUGGUCUUCUAGCAAACACUUACUGAACAACAGGCAGAAGAAUCCAAAGCCUGUCCCAGUUCUACAUCAUUUCCGUUUUGAUCCCUAACUGCAGCCUACAGUCACCCAAUUUUGCACAAAAACCCAGCAUCCUCACAAGAGAAUUUUCUGAGCUGAGGAUGUAGCUGAGUGUAUCUGCUUAGCCAAGGCCUUGGGUUUGAUCCUUUCAGAGAUCCUCUUCACCUUUUCAAUUUGCAGUGACAGCGGUUAUGAAAAGACAAGACAAACUGUGCGUUUUAAUAUCCUCUACUACUCUGUACAUGUUGAAGACAAAGAUAAAUGUAAAUCAAAACUUAA
This is a messenger RNA of Heterocephalus glaber (naked mole-rat), 4453 nucleotides long. It is a transcript of the gene Sgk2, whose product is annotated as serum/glucocorticoid regulated kinase 2. NCBI's taxonomy places the organism in Eukaryota, Metazoa, Chordata, Mammalia, Rodentia, Bathyergidae. The record is from RefSeq and is a predicted model, not a curated record. Gene Ontology annotation, biological process: protein phosphorylation. Gene Ontology annotation, molecular function: protein serine/threonine kinase activity; ATP binding.